UGCCAAUCGUCAAGUAAAUACCACUUGUUUAUUGUUUAAAUUGACGAGCAGCGGGCGAAUUCGACAUCACAGGAUUUCAUUCGAUUUAAUCCUCUGAACAAACCGUUUUCCACAUUAGUAAUAAGCCAAAAUUAAAUAAACGAAAUCUCAUACAGGAUAUUUAAAUUGAAGAUUUUUUGGAAACAAAAAUUGUUUAGUUACUUUGUUUGCAGUUUGAUCACGUUUCGAUUCGGACACAUUAAAACGCACAAGAAAAAUGGUUUGGCUAUCAUCGUGCUGGUCACCGUGCAUUUGGACAGAUAGCCUCAAGACUGGAUGCUAUGCUAUCGCCGGUUACACAGUCGCUAUGUCAGUCAUUCUGACAACAAUGGUGGGUUAUGCACUAGCAGGCGGAGAUUCAUCCCAAUUGUAUUCACCACUAUUUGAAACAGAUCGUCGAAACUCGAUGGUGUUUUACGGAACAAUUUGGAUUUUAUACUUUAUUGGUUUGAUCAUAUCAGCCUAUUUGAUCAGGGUCAGCAUCAAAACCAGCACUCGUGGAUGGUUAUUACCCUGGUUAUUAUUGUGGGGUGGUGGUUGUGCAUUCCAGUUUCUCUUCGGUAUUUGGCUCCUCUACGGAUACUACAUUUACUUGGAGGCGACUUAUUCAUGUUUCAUAAACUGGUUUUGGAUGGGAUACAAUAUCUACUGUUGGAUGGUUGUAUUUUCGCUCUAUCAAGUCUAUUUGCAAAUCCAAUCUCCAAACAUUGAACUGUUGGUGCCAUAAAUUCACGUACCAAAAUUCACCAUUGAGUAAUGCAGCAGCUUUAAAGCAAACGCCACUAAUUCCCACUGCAAAAUCACACUUUAGCCAUAAGUUUUACUAUUGACGCUAUCACAAGAAGAUCUGAGAAGAAACUGAUGAUUUUUUACAAGAAUCUCUUUGACAGCAACCAUUCACCUUACUUAGUGUGUAAGCAUGUAGAACGGUUUUUUUUUUUAGAUAAUCGAAUUCAAUUUUUCGAUUCGUAUCAAUAUUUUUUCAAAAGAAAAAGAACCGAAAGUAACCUUUUUUGACAUUCCGUCCAACGAUUCAAUCGAUGUCAGUGUUCAAUCUCAUUAUUCACACAUUUUUAGAUGUAACAUAAUCCGUCCGCAGAGAAAAAACAAGAGACUCAAGUCAAUUUUAAAUUUUUUUUUUCAUGAGAAUUUGUUUUUGAUGGCAUUUAUAUUGACGAUAUUUUUUCGAAAUAAAAUUGAAGAAGAAUCGAA
Messenger RNA from Sitodiplosis mosellana (orange wheat blossom midge), 1251 nucleotides. RefSeq lists its product as uncharacterized. The transcript has 6 exons. The record is from RefSeq and is a predicted model, not a curated record. Bases 257 to 766 code for a protein of 169 amino acids. NCBI's taxonomy places the organism in Eukaryota, Metazoa, Arthropoda, Insecta, Diptera, Cecidomyiidae.